Messenger RNA from Candida dubliniensis CD36, 2031 nucleotides. RefSeq lists its product as uncharacterized. The record is from RefSeq and is a predicted model, not a curated record. Gene Ontology annotation, cellular component: plasma membrane. Gene Ontology annotation, molecular function: ferric-chelate reductase activity. The transcript has a single exon. Bases 1 to 2031 code for a protein of 676 amino acids. Gene Ontology annotation, biological process: iron ion transport; copper ion import; intracellular iron ion homeostasis. Lineage: Eukaryota; Fungi; Ascomycota; Pichiomycetes; Serinales; Debaryomycetaceae.
AUGAAAAUACAAACUUGUAUUUAUCUUUUACCAAUUCUAUCCGUGACCUUAGCAAUAAGGGUUACUCAAAAAAAAGAUCUUGCUUAUGCCGCUUGCAAAUCUUUGCUCACUCAAUCUGCAAGUUCUUCUUUGCCUGAUCCAUUCUGUGACGCGGAAAACCAGUCAGCUAUGGGAUCAAUGGCUAUCUGCUUAGUUGAAAAUUUUGAAGGAUCUCCCAAAGACUAUUAUCGUCCAUAUUUAAAAGCAUGUUCUAUAUCUGAACAGACAUUUUUCGCAUCAUAUAAGAAUGCAACAAAUCACAUACCAGCAUCAUUACUGGAUCAAGAUUCUAACACGACUCACCCAAUCAGGCUCUCAUAUGAUAAUGUGCAGUUACUGUAUAAUCAGUUGUACCGUAAAACUUUGAAUGAUAAUUACAGUGUUUGGUUUGGAACGGUUUUAUUGGCAUAUUGGGGACUCGUCAUGUUGGUAGCCAGUUUCAAUUACUGGUCUCACUUUUUGUUCCCUGGUUUUGUGAAAAUUUUACAUGGUUCAAUAUCCAACUUUAUUAGACUGCAUUUUAUACUCGCCCCAACAGUUGGCAAUAGACAUGCUUCAUCCGUGAAACAUCUAAAGGUUUUUCGGGCUUAUGUUCCCUUGAGGUUUGAGUCAAUAAUUGUGUUAAUAUGGGCAAUCUUAUGUUUUAUAUUCUGUGGUAUAAAUCAUUAUCCAACGGGCCCAAACUUGUCCUCCCUAGUGGGAAACAGAGCUGCUCAGCUUGCUGGAUUUUGCGUGCCUUUGCUCAUCUUAUUUGCUGGAAGAAAUAAUUUUUUGCAAUGGUUAACUGGGUGGUCCCAUGCCAGAUUUCUUUUGUUUCACCGGUGGCAGGCACGCGUAAUAUUCAUCAUGAUGUUAGUCCAUGUAAGUGCAAAAACUUCUGUUUUGAUACAAUAUGAUAUCUACUCUUCCACUUUCCUGCAGAGCUAUAUGGCAUGGGCUAUAGUUGCUGUCAUUUCGUUAGGAUUCUUGAUUGGGCAUUCUUGGCAAUACUUUAGAGGCUCGAAUUAUGAAAUAUUUUUAAUUGUUCAUCACAUCUUGGCCAUAUUAUUUAUAGCAGGUGCAUGGAUUCACACUAGGGGAGCAGACACUCCUUAUGCUUACUAUGCAGCCACAUCGAUCUGGCUGUUUGAUAAAUUGGUUAGGUUAAUUAGAGUGUCUCUGUAUGGUGUUAAAAAGGCAAAGGUUGAAUUGAUCUCUGACGAAGUUUUGAAGGUAACUGUACCCAGACCAGGUUGGUGGAAACGAUUCCCAGGAUCUUAUGCCUAUGUUUACUUUCUUAAACCAACAGCUUUCUGGCAAUCACAUCCAUUUACUAUUGUUGAUUCUGUUGAAGACGCCAAUACGUUAACUUUUUGUAUAAAAGUCAAAGGAGGCAUGACUCAUGGAAUUUGUCAACAAUUACUAAAGAAAUCUAAUCAAAUGGACGCUUUCCAUGUUCUUAUUGAGGGUCCAUACUCUCAGCCUCAUUCUGGGAGACAUUUUGAAAACCUUGUCAUGUUGAGCUCUGGUACUGGCAUUCCGGGACCUUACUUUACUGCUCUUGAUUUGAUUAGAAGAAAUGACAAUUCAACCAAACGAGUAAAAUUCUAUUGGAUUAUUCGUGACGUGAAGUCAAUUAAUUGGUUCUUGGAGGAACUCUGCAAGUUAGAAGGAUCAAUAGUUGAGACAGUCAUUUAUAUUUCCAACACAAACACCAAUUUUCCUAGUUUAAAGACGCAGGAAAUUUCCAAGCAAUUUGACAGUGAUACCGAGCGGAUUUCUUAUUCAAGCGAUUAUUUGAAACAUCGCUUGCAAUUUGUGGAAUUCCGAUAUGGUCGGCCAAGUGUACACGAGAUUAUUCAUCAGGAAAUUAAAGAAGCAUGUAAUUCAAUUGGGUUUAUUACUUGUGGUGCACCCCAAAUGGUAGAUAAUGCUCGAAUGGCGAUUGUUAACUCGUUGAAACGUGAUACCAGCAAAAGAAUAGAGCUCUUUGAGGAUUUUCAGGAAUGGUAA